GAGCCCUACAACCGCCUCCGGCCGCACCUCCAUCGACGGCUGCGGAUCCACGCCCACGACGAGGCCGCCGCCGGAUAUGCCCCACCACCAUCGUCGGGUGCUUCCCCGACUGCCUUCCUCGCCGCUUGCUCUCAGGCCACCAACCCUUCUCCCCUGCUCAGCAGGCGCCGGUGCCGCAGUGUGCGAGCCUGCGCCCGGCCGCCCCCUUCCCCUCCACCUCCGGCUAGUACGGCCAGUUUGGCCCGCCUCCUGUGUGUCGCUGCCAAUUCGGCUCGGCCUAAGGCGCGUCUUCCCGGUCGGAUUUGCCAUAGCUGCGGCGGCACCCCUCGCCCGCACGCGCUGCGGCUUGUGGCGGCGGCAGCCACAACCCUUCACCACGCCCCUCGACGCCCCCUCCUCUGCGUCGUUCGGUAUCCUCCCUACCCCAGCCAUGUUCGACCUCACCACCCCUACCCUGACCCCCUAUCCCGCUGCUCUUAACCCUAUGUAGUUGCUCCUGGCACUUCCUACGGUAUUCCACCACCCUUGGUGCCUCCGGCUCUGCCCAGUUCCGGCGCUGUCGUUGUGCGCGUCCUCCUCCACGAUGGCCAGCUUAUCCGGGGCACCUUCGUGGCCUUCGAUCGCGCCAUGAGCUCUGUCCUUCGUGACUACGUCGAGCUCCACCCCUAGACCGCCGGUCGUCACAUGGAUGGACCCCUUGUCUUCCCUCGUGCAGUGAUCGUCUCCUUGGCAAUCGAGCCCUCAUUGUCCCCCUCCCCUCCUAGUAGCCAUGUCGGAGCACCUCCUCUGGCUCUUUCCACGCACCCUGCGACUUUCCUAAGAUCUCCCUUCCCAUUGAUUGGGUGGUCGAUUCUGGAGCCUCCUUCCACACUACUUCCACCACUAGCUCAUUAUUCCACUCUCAUCCACCACACCCCUCACAUCCUCUCUCGAUCGUUGUGGAUAACGGUUCCACCCUCUCGGUCACCUCAGUAGGUGUGUCUUUCUACCUCAACGACGUCCUUGUUGCUCCCGGUUUAACUCAUCCCCUUCUCUCGGUUCGUCGCUUCACUAGUGACAACCAUUGUUCUACGGAUCCCUGGGGGCUCACCAUACGCCACCUUCCCACUCGUGUCGUGCUUGCUCGCUGUGACAGCUCCGGUCCCCUCUACUCUCUUCACUUGCCAUCCACUUCCCCCACCACCAUAGCCCCCUUGCUCUUGCUACUACCACCACCUCCGUCGUUUGGCAUCGUCGUCUCGAACACCCUAGACCUGACGUGAUGUCCCAGCUUUCCAGCCGCUCAGAUAUCGCCUAUACCCGAGGCCCAUCUUAGCGCUUCUGUCAUGCUUCUCAGCUCGGGCGUCACACUCGUCUUCCUGUUUCCACUUCCACGUCCCAGGCUGCUCACACCUUGUGUAAUGAGGCAGGCCCAACAUCUAUCAAUAAAUUUAUAUCAGUCUCUACCCUAGUUAGGGUGACGGGUUUCUCAUUCCAACUGUUGGAUUAUCUGAUCUGAAUAGACUGUAAUUUAAAACAAAUAGGCAGUUCCACACCAAACAAGUCCUUACCCGUCUGUAAAUAUUGUGACCUUAUUCUCACUCAUUUUCAAUUUCGGUGAAGCUUCGGGCCCAGCAAUGCGCAUGGUGCCCCCAUCUAGCCUCAUGCAGUCGUACCACGGAGAGGCAGCCUUGCUGAUUGCUGCCUCAUAGGGGGCUCUUUUGAUAAAUAUUUUUUCUGAGUUUUUUAAUUGUGGAUUUUUGUAUAAUCUAGCCGUCACAUGAAUUUAGAUAUUAUG
Zea mays is the source of this 1777-nucleotide messenger RNA. RefSeq lists its product as uncharacterized. The coding region runs from base 77 to 490 and encodes 137 amino acids. The transcript has a single exon. The record is from RefSeq and is marked predicted. Lineage: Eukaryota; Viridiplantae; Streptophyta; Magnoliopsida; Poales; Poaceae.